Molecule: messenger RNA, 888 nt
Organism: Mesorhabditis spiculigera
Lineage: Eukaryota; Metazoa; Nematoda; Chromadorea; Rhabditida; Rhabditidae
Source: the annotation of a GenBank genome assembly
AUGGACGGCUUCGAGGGUUUCAUGCAGAAACUCGACAAUUUGCACUCGUUCCGGCUGCACACCGGCAACAUCAACUCGUACGACGAGCUGAAAGCGCAGAGGUUCAAGGACUCGUCCGAAGAGCUGGAGGCCUGUUUGAAUUUGCAGUUUCAGAGCACGCCGUGCCCGAGCGAUUUUAAGGAAGACGGCACGCUGCUACUCUGCGAUCGUGAGCACAUCAACCGCUAUGUUCGCGAUGAUUUGAAGAUUACUUUGAAGGUAUUCCUUUCCUCCUGGGAUCCAACAGAAGUCCGCGAAUCGUUCGCGUGUCUCGUCGAGCAGCUAAAGACCGACGACAUCGAACUGUUGAUUUUGGCUUUUCCGGAGCUCGAGCUCGUCGAAGGAGAAUCUGAAGAGGCGGAAACGGCGCGUUGGCUGGAGGCGGUUAAGCCAAUCUGGACAGAGGCCGAGGCGUUGAGCUCGAGCCGAAAAAUCUCAUCGCUGGGCGUGGGUGACGUUCCGGUUGCGUGGAUGCGAGCGCUGUGCGAAUGGGCUGAUCAUCCGCCGACGGUUGACCAUUUGAAGCUGGAUGGGUGCUGUAUGGUACCCCCAGAAUUGCAAGCCUACGCCCGGGAGCAAGACAUUCAACUCUUGACACACAACGACCCACAUCCGGUGUUUCCGGUUGCGGAUCUUUUUAACCGCUUCUGCGACCUAAAGCACUCGACCCCCGUCUGCCACAGCCAAUUCCGGACCACGUGGGCGGCUAGAUACACGGUCUGGGUGCGACCCCUUCAAGCGGACAGCGUCACUUUAGGAUCUUUUUUAGGAUUGGCAUUACCCCGUUGUCAUCGGACGAAUACUUGCAAAUAUCUGCUGAAUGUGCCACGUUGCCUUCCCUAUAUUCUU